CUUACAAAUGCUAGCGCGGGGGCGCACAGCUGCAAAUCUCGGGGAGGUGUGGAGGGGGUUGUGUGUAAGUGUAACGUUUAUAGUGAACUUGGUCCAACAGGAAAAUCAGCUGCUCUUUCACUGCCACUCAACUAAAUCCCAUGUAAAGGAACUGCAAGGUCAGCACGUGUUCCGCCCAUUUAGGGCGGCGUAAUAACAUCAAUGGCAUAAGAUGAGUGAGCGUCGCCAAGUCAUUUCCUUUGUCGGAGGUGCGGAAAUCUACGGGGGGAAGAAAGCUACGGAAGCGGGAAAUGAGCCGAGAUUCUUUGUGAUGAAGGGGAUGAUGGGGAAUCCCUACAGCAGCUUUUACUGCUGCAUGCCACAAAUGGUGAUGUAAAGAUCUCAAUUUACCUUUUGGAAGAGGCUGUUGGGAUUGUUUAUUGUGAAGUGUAACCUUUUGAGUGGAGGCUUUUCACCAGGGAAAUGCCACAGUGACUUUCUGAUCUAUUGAGAACAGUUAGGACUCAAGGACUGUGUAAAGCAAAGCUGUCAAGGCUACUUACGUAAGUAGCCCAGGGAAAACCUCUCAGGAAUACGAGUACAGUCCACACACAGUGGAGGAGGUGCAACAACAGGCAGGACUACAGGAGCAGAAUGGGUCUCAGUCACUCUGCCAAGAAGAACCCGUGUGAUCUCAACGGAGAUGUCAACUUUGACCACUUCCAGAUACUCCGGUCCAUUGGAAAGGGAAGUUUUGGAAAGGUCUGUAUUGUAAGGAAGAAGGACAACAAACAGAUGUAUGCUAUGAAGUACAUGAGCAAGGCUGCCUGUCUGGAGAAGGAUGCGAGCCACCACGUCUUGAGAGAACUGGAAAUUCUCCAGAAACUGGAGCACCCCUUCUUGGUCAACCUGUGGUUCAGUUUCCAGGAUGAGGAAGACAUGUUCAUUGUGGUGGACUUGUUGCUAGGUGGGGACCUUAGAUACCACAUGGGCCAGGAUGUGAACUUCACAGAGGACAUAGUCAAAUUCUACAUCUGUGAGCUGGUGUUAGCACUGGACUACUUACAGAGUAAAAAUAUACUCCACAGGGAUCUCAAGCCUGACAACAUACUGCUGGAUGAGCAAGGCCAUGCUCAUCUGACAGACUUCAAUGUUGCUACAGUGUUACGGGAAAAUGAACUUGCAACAUCACUAUCAGGAACCAAGCCUUAUAUGGCUCCCGAAGUCUAUAUGUGUGCUUUGGAGAUGUGCAGGGGAUACAGCUACAGUGUCGACUGGUGGUCACUGGGUGUUGUUGCAUAUGAGAUGCUCAGGAGAAAGAGGCCUUAUCACAUCCACACAGUGACAUCUCUACAGGAGGUGGUGCAUCAGUUUGAGACAACAGGGGUGCACUUCUCCUCCCAGUGGUCCAAGGACACGUGCAAUCUACUUAGGAAGUUGUUGACAGUUGAUAUUGACCAGAGGCUAUGCAGUCUGUCUGAGAUGAAGCAGCACCCAGCCAUGGCAGGGGUAGACUGGGACAGCCUGCAGACACUCACUGUUCCCUCACCAUUUGUGCCACCAAAGGACCAUCUAAACUGUGACCCCACGUUUGAGCUAGAAGAGAUGAUUAUUGAGUCCAAACCUCUGCACAAGAAGAAGAAGAGACUUGCCAAACAGCAUUCAGACAGGAGACAAAGCAACAAUGCAGCUUUACAAAACCCACUUCAACCCCAGCUGGACCAGCUCCAGAGACAAUUCAAAGUGUACAACAGAGAAAGGAGAAAGCAGGAGGAGCAGGCUGCCGCUGAGAAAUUGGAUGCCGGCGUCCCCGAGAGGAAGAGAUCGUUUAUCGACUUAAUGGUGAGGAGAAGCGAGCGAAAGGAAUCUACGGUCAAAAAUCCCAACAUGGGGACACACUUGAAAGUGGAGGAGGGAUGACAAUGGAAGGUCAUAACACUUAGAACUCUCUAGCUCUGUCUAAUGGACUGGAAGACAACAGGAAAGCCUGUAUCAGAUGCAGACUGCCUGAGCUACUCUGGGGCAUGUUGCAGGGAAACUGCAGGGCAGGAGAGGGCGACAUCAAGACAUUGCUAUGUUUCAUGUUCUAAAUCUUUUGAAAAAUAUCCGUUAAACCAGACCUUCAUGAGCUGUGUUACAAGUAAGGUAUUGUAUACAUUUGGCAAUGAAUGCAGCAUUUGUAUAGGGUAACUUAUUUCUGUAAUAUAAAAGGAGCAUUUCAUGCAGAUUUGUUUCUCUUAUUUGUUGAAUGAUUGGAUUUCAUUGUAUAAUUUGGUCAACAGAAGUAUGUAUGACAUGUGUAAAUGCCACAUUAAUGUGGUGCUUUCAGAGCUGAAACUUCACUUAGUUGGUUGAGUAGAUGCAUGUACAUGCACAUAAAAGCCCUUGGUACAUUGAGUGCCUCUGUGCAGGAAAUUAAUGUCACUGGUAGUAAUGUAGGGCUUAGUAAGAUAGCAAAGUCAAUACUGUAACAGACUAGCUCUAUGUAUAAUAUGUGAUUUGUUUUUUGUUGUAUUCAUGUUUUUUCAUGCAGAGGGUAUGAUUUAUUUAUUACUCAGUUGCAGGGAGGACAUUUAUGCCUUGGGUAACAAAUUGAAGAUGGACUAUGGUGUACAGAAGAUCCAUAGGUUGGAGGGGUAAGGGAUUCAAUGUACUUACUUAAUUAGCCUGGUAUCCAGCCGUAUUUGCGAAGAGGACAGAAGAGACUCAGGAGCUAUAACACGGCUGGAUACCAGGCUAUUACUUAUUCACUAUUCACUAUAUGAAGUUCAAAUAUGCAAAGGACAUACUUCAAACCAUGGCUACUAUUUUACAUAUUUCAUAUUUCAUCUUCAAAACUAAUAUCAAGGUUAUCUAAGUAUUUAUUUACAUCUAAUUUAUCUAUAAUUCACAGUAUUAACAUAAUGAUAAGUAAUGUUCUACAUGUAUAUCGGGGAUGUGCAAAAAUGAAACUAACAGUCAUAAAAUUAUUUUUACCAAGGAAAGGAAAGUAGCAACUUUCAGAUAUCCAGAAAAAAAUCUGAAGAACUAAAUGAAAAAUGUCAAAUUCUCUUGAACAAGGUAUUUUCUAUUCAGUGGGACAGUUAAGAACACAUUGUACAGAAGUUUGAAAAGAAUUGUCUAAAUGUAGCUAAUUCCCUCUCAUGCCUUCCAAAUCAUGUUAGACAGAUGGUGACUUUGGUACAGAAGUCAUUGUUUACAAUGCCAGUGUGUUGUAUAUAUGUCUGGAUAACUACUUCUAUGGAACAGUUGUACCAACUUUGGAAAAUUAUGUCUACAAGGCCUUGGUUAUUGGACUUUUCUCAGCAAAGCAUACAACAGAGACUGUAUGCAUGGAAGGCAAAAGUUGGGUUGCAGGCCAGUAACCAGAUGGGUAGAUGGUUUUCCACCUGCCUUCUUUCUCACCUGCUUACUUAAUGAAUGUAGGGAGACUAAAAUGAUAGUCAUGAAAUCACCACAGUCUAUCCCCUUUUUGGAGAAGAUAAUGAGUUGGCUAUUUAGGGAAAUUCACAACAUUUUCAUCUAGCAAAGUAUAAGUUAUCACAGUCUUAUUGUCUUCAUGUAUUGUUACAAUUUCUGGUUAUGUCAUCUGUUCUUGACUGUCAUAUUUAUGCCAGUUUUUUAAUGAGAGGAUGCAAUUGAUUAUCUGUUGUAUAAAAAUGUUGUGCUCUGUUUGGGUCUAGAAAUCUAUAUAUAUUUGACAUGUAUAAAGAGAGUGUUACUACCAGAUCGUCCAGUUAUAUGGACAAGUGUUUUAAAGUUUAUGUUAGGAGGCUUGUCGACAAGCAAGGGAUGCAAAAAGUUGCUUUCCAAAAGUUGUGAAAAUUUUUCCAUUAGAUAAUGUAUAAGGACUGCCUUUUGUAAGUUAUCAGUUUAAUGUGUCAAAAGGCUUACUUCUUGUUGUGUGAAACAUUCUGGCAAACCAGGGUUGCAGCGAGCUUAUCAAUUUAAGUUUAUGGCCUACCAUGAUAUGAGGUGUUAAUGGUAACGUAAGGCCUGGCCAGUGAUCUGGUUUAUGAGGUGACUGUGGGUCACCAGCCCAUGUUAUAUCAUCGUUAUAAACUCCAAGGGAAGAGCCAUCAUCAUCAUAUAUUGCUAAUUUAAACUGCUUAAAUAAUGUGAAAUUAUGGCUGUAUCGUAUCGCCAAUAGAAAUGGAUGCCCGUGAUCGGUCCAUACAGCCUGGCUACAUGAUUAUAUACAAUACUCCACCAGUACUAUAGUGUACCAGUAUUUAGUACAUGUAAUUGCAUAGUCAGCUUGUUGCAGCCCUGGUGUGAAAGAAUGGUUUAAAACAGUGUUACAUCAUGCAGAACUGCAGAGUGGCUGCUGUAGGUUCCUGGAAUGAACUGGUCCUGCAGUUCUUGUAGAGCCAUGUUGCAGUGCUAUAGUUAGUUUAUCAGAUGCAGUAUAUUUGGAAGCUUGGUAUGUAGAUAAUUAAGGUAGACAGUGCCUGAUUAGAAAUAUUGCAAUUAAGCUAGAAGU
Molecule: messenger RNA, 4462 nt
Organism: Branchiostoma floridae (Florida lancelet)
Lineage: Eukaryota; Metazoa; Chordata; Leptocardii; Amphioxiformes; Branchiostomatidae
Product: serine/threonine-protein kinase 32A-like
Exons: 12
Coding region: 634-1899 (421 amino acids)
Biological process (GO): protein phosphorylation; regulation of signal transduction; G protein-coupled receptor signaling pathway
Molecular function (GO): G protein-coupled receptor binding; ATP binding; G protein-coupled receptor kinase activity
Source: RefSeq, a predicted model, not a curated record